Rhodotorula toruloides NP11 is the source of this 3267-nucleotide messenger RNA. Its product is annotated as Rgp1 family protein. The transcript is spliced from 8 exons. Lineage: Eukaryota; Fungi; Basidiomycota; Microbotryomycetes; Sporidiobolales; Sporidiobolaceae. Gene Ontology annotation, cellular component: Ric1-Rgp1 guanyl-nucleotide exchange factor complex; Golgi membrane. The record is from RefSeq and is a predicted model, not a curated record. The coding region runs from base 1 to 3267 and encodes 1088 amino acids. Gene Ontology annotation, biological process: retrograde transport, endosome to Golgi.
AUGGCGCCGCAACCCGGCUUGAGCGUGACAGUCAGUCCGUCCGCGAGCGCCUUCUUCGCAGGAGAGGUCUUCACUGCGACCAUCACCUUCCGAAACACGCAUCCUCCCGCCCCAGAACCCUCCACCUCGACGACCCCACAUCCCUCCUCACCGGCUCAGCGCUCGCCGUACGCUUCACCUGGACACGCGAGGACAGCCUCUUCGGUACAACUGGGCUCAUGGCGAACGAGCGCGAGCCAGGCAGGACCCGCACGCGAUGCUUGGCCUCGCCAGAACCAGUCGCCUGCAUCUCCCCCUUCAUUCGGCCGAACAGCGUCGAGCGGACGUGUUUCCCAUCCGAGCUUGAGCGCUGCAGCGAGCGCGUCGGCCACGGAUCUCGCCUCGCCGCCGACAUCGCCGCGCAGACCAGUCUUCUCGAGCACCUCUUCGACCGGGUCUCUUCGUCCGCCUCAUCCGACUGCGAGCGGCCCUUCAUCUCCUUCCACGUCUUCUUCACCGCCUUCACUACCCACUCGCAAGGGGCUUAUCGGCAAGCCUCCAGCGGCACCUCCAACACUCUCACUCGCCGUUCCUCCUUCUCGUGGCGGCGGUCUCUACGGAAACGGUCCUCGACGGCCUGGAUUGCUUGGAGGCGGGCAUGCGCGAGCACAGAGCGUGGCGGUCAGCUCGCCGGAUCUGCUUUUGCACAACGGGCGGGGAGCAGCGAACGGCGAGGCAGGCGGGAGAAACUUCACGGCGCCAUCUGGUGCGCCUGAAGGAGGUCGAAUGGCAGGAGGACAUGCGAAGUCAAGAUUUGGAGGCAGCAUUGCAGGAGGCGGACUGGCGGGUCAGCGGAGCGAGAACGACUUGCGGGCAGCUGGGCAGCAAGGUCGGGCACCGCCAAUUGACGAGGAAAGCUCGCCCAUUGACCGACAACAGCCAAACUUUCCCGACGAUGCAGCUUUCCCCGUCUCCGAGUCCUCCUCAGCCCCUGCUCCUGCUCACUUUCCUCGAAGACCGACCUUCGGCCAUCAGCGCACUCCAUCAAAUCUUCCCUACGCCGUGAACUCGCGAGCUCGAGUCUCGUCCCUCACGCUCGCUUCCGACGACUCAGACUCCGACUACGACGCCAACGAAGCCAACACGAGCGGGAACGGCUUCUAUGGUAUGGGACAGAAUGACACGAUGGAGUCUGUACUGGAGGCGAAGUACUCGCACCAUGCGACACAGAAGGCAGGACCCCUCACGAAUCGCAUUGCCUCGGCUCCUUCCGCCUUCCUCCGACCCGUUCAAGAUCGCAACCGCGCGAUCUCUUACGGUCACGAACCCGAACCGGCUUCGCCAUCCCUUCUGCACCCGCCGAAUACGCUCGCCGUGCUCUGGGCUUUCGCGCAUCUCGAAGGAACGUUCGAGGUCGACGAAUCGCUCAUCAAGCCGGCCGAGUUCCUCGAGGUGAAGCGAUUACUGGCGGGCGGUACAGGAGGUGUUGGAGUCGGCGGCGGUACGCUGGAAGAUAGACGGACAGGCAGCGGCUGGAGAGAGUGGUUGGGCUGGGGAAGAGGCGGCGCGAACCAAGGAGGGAGUGCGGGACCAGGUGGCGGCGCUGGCAUGGCGACAGAGGAUCCUCGAGGAGCGGCAAGUCUUGAGGAGCGGAAGGACCGCGCGAUCAAGGACAGAAGCGUUCCGACGCUGUCUUGCCCGCCGAGCAUCCUAGCUGUGGACCUCGUCCUCCAGCCCGGGCAGAGCAAGAGCUUCACCUUCAGCAUCCGCAUUCCCGCCGACCUGCCACCCUCGUUCCGCGGCAAGGCGAUCAAGUUUAACUACCAUCUUGUUGUCGGUUCGAACCGCAUCUCGCUCGGUCCGAUCUCGCUCAAGCAUGAAGCAGACGACGUUCGUCCGGUCCCGAAGGCGCAGGGGAAACCGUCCGUUAGCCGCGUCAUGCGAGUACCGAUCCGGGUGUACAACCAUGUGGGCGUGACCGGCGCUCGGCCGUUCUACGACUUGACGAACCCAGUCAUCUUCCAGCAAGACGAGGCGAUCACGGCGGACGUGCAGGACAAGAAGGAGACGGCAGUCGCGGUGACAAAGCUGCAGCGACCCGACACCGGCAAAGACGACUUCGAAUCCUAUGCUGUCAACCUGCUCUCCUCCGUCGCCUCGAACUCUCCCGAGAUCGUUCAGAACCCGAGUCUUUCGCCAACCCUCGAGGCGACGCGCUCGCCAACGCUGAUGGAAGCUCCGCCGUCCCUUCGGCCAGAGAUGAGCUCGCAUCGCGGCGGUGGCGGCAAAGCGAUUGAGGCAUUCGGGCUCGAUGUCGAUGAGGCGGAGGGUUGCAAGGCCGCAGUCGAGAUCGUCUCGCGGAACUCGCAAAAAGUCUCGUACGACAUCAACAAGGAUGGCUACCAAGUGGCGAGCUUGACACUGGUCAAGUCUGCGUAUCGGCUUGGCGAGACGGUGAACGGCUCGAUCCUGCUGAACGGCGGAGAGGGACGUGUCUUGCGCGUCUCGGCACGACUCGAGACGCACGAGCUCGUCGAAACAUCCAUCUCGACCAUGCCCGCCCCUCGCAUGCGACAGAUCACUCGUCGCUUGCACGCCGAACACCACGAGAUGACCCUCGACGCCGCACGACUCGGCUUUGCUCUCGCCAUCCCCUCUGGCGCCACGCCUGACUUCGGCACGAGUGGCGUCAAGCUGCAGUGGUCCGUUCGGCUUUCCCUCCUCGUCAUCCCGCCCUCUCCCGAAGCUUCCGCCGGCGCGACGCCCAACAUCACGCCGCGACGACUUGCAGCGGCACUCGGGGCAAGUGGCUCAGGCGGUCGCAGCUCCCCCAACGGCGGGACUUCGACCCCCCCGCGACACGGUCGAUCCAAGUCUUUCGCCUACGGCUUUGAGCCCGCGGUUCCUGUCACCCUUCCUCCGCCGCCUCCCAUUCCGCCCUCGGGCGCAGCGCACCUCAUGCCCGUCCCUCCUCGAGCUGGCGAACCCACACCCGUCCAGCACAUCUCGUACCGCGCCGUUCCCGACCUGGGCUACGUACCGGUGCUGUUCUCGAGCGCAAUGCCCGAGCCUCCUCCCGCUCCAGGUCCGCUGCAGAAAGCUGCGAGCGGCGCGCAUCACAGGCCGACGCCGAGCAUGUCGCUCGCUCGAGGACAGCAGAGUCCGUUCGGGAACGGGAGCGCGGUGCUCGUGCCGGCGAAGGUCGAGACGGUCGAAUGCUCGAUCCCGAUCAAGGUGUAUCCUGGCAACACGCCCUUCCGCCCGACAAUCACGGUGUUUGAUGCGUAG